Molecule: messenger RNA, 1846 nt
Organism: Hippocampus zosterae (dwarf seahorse)
Lineage: Eukaryota; Metazoa; Chordata; Actinopteri; Syngnathiformes; Syngnathidae
Exons: 5
Coding region: 73-1182 (369 amino acids)
Biological process (GO): regulation of cell differentiation
Cellular component (GO): membrane
Source: RefSeq, a predicted model, not a curated record
AGAGAGAGAGAGAGAGAGAGAGAGAGAGAGAGAGAGAGAGAGAGAGAGAGAUAUUUCUGAUGAUGACUGGCCAUGGCCUGCAGCUGUGGUCCGCUUGAUAAUCCUUGUUUUAAUCUGCCGGGGUGGCAGGAUGAUUGUGGACACAGUCUCACUCCGAGCAUUGCGAGUAAAAAGCAGGGCCUCAAUCGUGGGGAUUAUUCGCUCUUGCUCUCUGUCACCCUCCCUCUCACUCUUGCUCUCUUUUAUCCUCUUUUCCAGCAUCCCAUGUUCUGGCCUUCAUUUGUGUAUUUUGGAACAGCCAUGACCACAGUUGGCGGCGUUCACCGGGGCUACCUCAGGAAAUACGGGGGCUUCAUGUUCAAGCAGUGGAAGGACAAGUACGUGGUUCUAAGCUUAGAGGGAAGCCUGCUGGUGUGCCGCGACGGCGAGUCCCCACCCGACCAGGUGGUGGACUUGCAGAGCCAUUGCGAGAUGAUCGUGGAGGGCCGCGAGAUCCUAGACCUGCCCAGGCUGCCAGCGGGGGGCCGCAGGGACUGCUGCUUCGCCCUCAUCCUGCAGCAGAACAAGUUCCUGCUCAUGCUCGCCGACAACCCAGACGACUGCACUCUUUGGCUGAAGCUGAUUACGAAAGUGAGAGAGGGUGUCAUGUCUCCCACCUACCUGCAGAGGCAGCGCAGCAUCACCCGUUGCAUCACCGACAGGGACCCACUGCCCGAAUCCGGCAGCGACAAGAACCCCGGCUCGCCCCGGCCGAGCGAGGGUACCCCACUGCCGUCAGCACACGUCUCAGAGAGGGGCGGCUCACUGAGAGAGAGAAGCCAGAGUCAGGUCGCCGGACCUCGGCGGCCCCUGCGUAGCGUCUCGGUGACCCCCCCUCACCGGGUAUCGGAUUGUCUUCGCCACGGCAAUAGCAGCGACGCCCGGGCGGUGAGGGCAGUGUGCCUCCUGAUGGGCGGGGCGGCGGCCUCCUCGGCCCUGGGCUACCUCAACUCCUGCUCGCCGUUGGCGGGCAGAGCGUCCGAGAUGGUCCAUGCUGGCUCGGGAGGCUUCUCAGAAAUACCGGACGGGGGUUCCUUUCAUGCCUGCGACCAGGACGUGAACUCUGACACCCACUUCAACAGCUUCGACUUUGAGGGUGACUCCGACUUUGACGCAUUUGACUGCGGGGGGUUUGCCUUUUAAAAGAUGCUUGUGUGGGCAGUACAUUAAAGCGGGUGUUCUUUUGGGUCCAGGGAAGGAAUUUGAUCAAUGACCACCUCUUAUUCUUAAAGCUAAUUCCACAUACAGGAUUGUAACUGGCAUGGGUACCCAUGAACGCCGUAGGAAGUAAAAAGUACGCUAUUUUCAAGUGAAAAAAGUUGUAACAGAUAAACACUUGUUGUUAUUAAAAUAUCCAUCCAUCCAUCCCUUUUCUAAUCCGUUUAUCCUCACAAGGGUCACGGGCAUGCUGGAGCCUUCCUGGCUGUCUUUGGGCAGUAGGCGAGCGACACCCUGAAAUGGUUGCCAGCCAACCGCAGGGCACACAUAGACGAACAACCAUUCGCGAUCACACUCACACCUAGGGAUGAUUUAGAGCAUUGGUGUCAAACCCAAGGCCCGGGGGCCAGAUCUGGCCCGUCACUUCAUUUUAUGUGGCCCGCGAAAGCAAAUCAAAGAUGGCAACUUUCAUGAUGCUUGCUAAAAUCUCUACCAACACUUCAAAUCCUCAUUUGUUAUAGAUAAGAUUGAUACUGUAAUCAUUUUUUGUGACCAAACGUCUCAUUACAGUAACUUAAACAAUCGGUGAAUAAACUGUUAUUCUUGACUUCUUGAUAUGGUUUCACUCGUAAUGGCCCUCCAAGGAAAA